Messenger RNA from Arabidopsis lyrata subsp. lyrata, 737 nucleotides. Its product is annotated as S-protein homolog 16. Bases 327 to 737 code for a protein of 136 amino acids. The record is from RefSeq and is a predicted model, not a curated record. Lineage: Eukaryota; Viridiplantae; Streptophyta; Magnoliopsida; Brassicales; Brassicaceae. The transcript has a single exon.
UACUCGAGCAAUCAAGAUAGUAUAAUAUAAUUUAUAAAUUAAUAGGUUAAUUAUUGAGAGUUUGAUUAUGCAAAAUUGGUUACUUGAUUUAUCAUUUGAUCUUGCAUAUAAUUUUCUAGUAUUAUCUACAAUUGGUUACUUGAUUUUACCAUUUUUCUUAAAAAUUCAAUUUUAAUAGAUUUUAUGUAUGCCUAAUAUGAUUAUUAUAAGAUAUUAUGCCAUUUGACAUACUAUGCCAACAAUAGUAAUACAAAUGUGUGUAUAUAUAAUAUCUGAAAUACAAAAGCCAAUAACAAAGCAAAAAAUCUAAAUAUCUACCCAAAAACAUGAAAAACUUUUCAGUCUUUCUAUUCGUUUUCAGUCUUUGCAUGCUUGGCCAUGUAUCCGGCUCUGGAAUCAGGAUAGCGAACGAACUCAAAUUCAAGAAACUUCUCUGGAUUAGAUGUUAUUCCAAAGAUGAUGUAUUCGGUCCAAAAACAAUACCAAUCGGACAACAUGUUGACAUUUCUUUUCGUAUUAAUUUAUGGGCUACGACGCGUUUUAUGUGUACUUUGAGACAAGAGCCUAACUAUAAACAUUAUCAAAAAUUUACAGCAUUCAAGCUUUUCGGUGUUACGGAUCAUGGAGGCCUAUGGGACUGGAGAGCAAGAGAAGAUGGAAUAUAUUUAAACAAAGAAGGUGGCAGACAUAUUAGGAAUCCGGUUAAUAUGCAUAAAAUGUAUGAUUGGAUAGAUUAA